AGCCACAUUCACAAAACUACGCGCUUGUCGCAGCUGAAAGUUUUUCUCGCGAUUCUUUGCAAAUUUAAUCAUCGCUUGAUUGUCACAAGCUCUGCGUCUACUAUCGCGAAAACUAGAAAUCGGAAAAACAAAGGAAACUGCUGUUUUUGGCGUAACGCCGACAUGUGAACAUUGUGAACGAUACCUAACCUCACGUUGUAGCGUGCAUAAAAGCGGGACAGGCGAAGAUCGUGUCCAAACGAGUGCGAGCAGGACGGAGCUAGUACAUCAAUUGCAUACUGCGUGCGCGGCGGCCAGUACACAGACAUUUGCGCGCGCCAACAGUCGUUGGCACUUCGGCAGCGUGCUGCGGAGCAGAGCGCCGGUGUGAGUGAGAGUGAGAAAGAGAGAGAGAGAGAGAGAGAGAGAGAGAGAGAGAGAGAGGGAGAGAGAGAAAGAGAGAGAGAGAGAGAGAGAGAGAGAGAGAGAGAGAGCGAGCGAGCGAGCGAGCGAGCGAGCGAGCGUGAGUGAGUUAUAAUUCGCACCGAUUCCGUUCGUUCAUCAUCACGUAGUCCAUCCGUAGUUACGGAGAAUAGAGUCUCAAAAUGGGCGCCUACCUGUCCGAGCCGAACACCGAGAAAGUCUCGAGCGAUGAGGAUGGCAAGAACCUCGCCUACGGUGCCAGCUCCAUGCAGGGCUGGCGCAUGACCCAAGAGGAUGCCCACAACUGUUGCAUCAACUUUGAUGAAGAUGUCUCAUUCUUUGCUGUAUAUGAUGGGCAUGGUGGGCAUGAGGUUGCCCAAUAUUGCGCCAAACAUCUACCAAAAUUUAUCAAAAACACAGAUGCCUAUAAGCAAGGAAACAUGCAGCAAGCUCUAAUCGAUGCAUUUUUAGGUUUUGAUGCGACACUUGCCACUCCACCAGUGAUAAACAUUCUCAAAGAGCUUGCUGGAAAGAAGAAUACUUUAAAUACUGAGUCUGAUGAAGAAGAGAAUAUUGAUAAUCUCUAUGAAGAAGCAAACAUGCCAUUGGAAGCUGUAAUGCGCAAAUAUUUGCACAAAGUAAUGGUUCCACAUACUCAGAAUGAGCGGGCUAAAAGUUCUAAACCAGCAACCGACCAAUCCAAUGAAACACCUAGGUGGCAAAGAGCUUACUCUUUGUCUCAAGCAGGUUGUUCCACUUCGUCAGCUUCAUCAUCUUCAUGGAAUACCAAUGAGACUGAUGUUAGUAGCUCCAGUCAACCUUGUCAAUCAUUGCCUUCUUCCUCUGCAAACCAAAAAACUGAUGUAAGUGCAGGCAGUAGUGAAGCGGAUCAAGUGCUGGAUUCCACUACUAGUAACGGUGAUGUUCCUCAUCCUUCUCAAGUUGGAUCUUCUGUAGAUUCUGAACCAGCAAAAUUAUCAGAAAUGCCUGACAGUUCUGAAGAUAUUGAUGAAAAAGUAACACCAAGUAAAGAGAGUAAGGAAGCUGAUGUAAGCUGUACACCAAGAGAAGUGGAAGUCAAUGGAGAAAAGCCAUUAAAAAGUAUUGAGGAUGCAGAUAGCAGCAAAGCUGCCAAUGACAAUGAGUGCAGCAGUUCUUGUACACCAUUGGAAAAUGGAGAAGCUGAAGAACACAACAAAAUUAGCAGUACCGAUAAGAAGAACAAUGAAUCUACAAAGCAUUAUACGUUGAUAACAAACAAUCAAGGAGCUGCUUUAGUGAGCAGUGAUGAUGACGAUGAAAAUGAUGAAAGUUUUGAUGGACAAGAAAGCGACGAAGAUGAUGAACAAUCUGAUGAGUUAGAUAAUGAUGAUGAUGAUGAUGAUGAUGAUGAUGAUGACGACGACGACGAUGAUGAUGAUGAUGAUGAUGAUGAUGAUGAUGAUGAGGAGGAUGAGUAUGUGGAUAAUGAAAAUGAGAAUGAUAAUGAAGAGGGGGAAGAGGAUGAUGAAGAUAAUAAUGCUCUAUAUGAAGAGCCAGGUUCUGGUAGUGGAUGCACCGCAGUAGUAGCUCUCCUCAAAGGGAACGAAUUGUAUGUAGCUAACGCCGGUGAUUCUCGAUGUGUAUUAUCCCGAGCUGGUAAAACUAUAGAAUUAAGUCUUGAUCAUAAGCCUGAAGAUGAGCCAGAAUUGGAGCGUAUCACGAAGGCUGGUGGAAGAGUUACCCUAGAUGGUAGAGUAAACGGUGGACUUAAUUUAUCUAGAGCGCUCGGUGAUCAUGCUUACAAAAAGAACACAGAUCUGCCGCUUCAAGAUCAAAUGAUUUCGGCAUUACCAGAUGUCAAAACAAUUCAGAUAGAUCCGGAGAAGGAUGAGUUUAUGGUUUUAGCAUGUGACGGUAUAUGGAACUGUAUGUCAAGUGAGAGCGUCGUUGAUUUCAUACGACAUCGUCUAGAAGAGGGAUGCGAGAAACUUUCUCAAAUUUGCGAAGAGCUUUUCAAUCGUUGUCUGGCGCCGGACAGUCUCGGUGACGGAACUGGCUGCGAUAAUAUGACGGCAAUAAUUGUGCGAUUCAAGAAGCAGAAAGUCGAUGAAGAUGGAAAUAUCACAACGGAAUUCAACAACUUACGCAGGAAGAGGAUUCGGAGAUCCUUCGUUGAUGCCCUUUUAGGAAUUAAGCGCCAUAAAACAGAAUCUAAUCCGUGCUGAGGACUUUGAACUGGAACCCCUACAGGAGCCGUUGCAUUGAAUUUUUAUGUAUAAAAGAAUGUAUCAGCGUUGAAUAAUGGUGAUGGACUGACUGACAUCAGGAGCACAUGCGGAUGAUAUACUUCUUUCAAUUACUGUGGUUCUUGUUAUCUACUUCAAGUUCGUAUGCAUACAAGUAUUUUUUAUUAUUUUUUUUAAAUUUGAAAGUAACUGCCGCGAAAGGUAAGCGAUCUUUACGAGUAAAAUUUUCUGCUCAAAAAUAAAUUAUUCGUAUAUUGGCCAAGUCUUACUUUGAUUAUACUUGGAUAUUUAGAUCUAUUGAAUUAAAACUUGCUUAGCUUUGUUUUUGUAAACACAAGUUCAAAUUUUUCGACACGAUAAUUUUACAACGUUAAAAUGCAAUUGAAUGAUGAUAUUAUUUUCCUCUUAAUUUCAUAUAAAUAAUAUUAACUCUUUUAUUUACGGAUAUAUAGAACAAAUUAUUAUUUUAACAGUUUGACAUUACUUUUUAGAUUACCCCAUUUGCUGCAUCAAUUAAUAUGACGCAUCAACUUUUCUUAGAGGUUGCAUAAUUUGUAAAUUCAUUUUUGCACCUAUAUAUUUUUUUCAGUUGUUAUCUACUAAUCGCGUCAAAUAAUCGUAAGAACACUAAGUCUUAUUGAUUGAAAUCUUAUCAUUUUUUUAAAUCAUCGUAUUAUCACUCUUUUAGGCUUAUUCAUUGUAAAUAUUUAUGGUACUAGCUUGUAGAAUUUAUAUUUGUAAUUUGAAACAAAAUCAUUUCUUAUUUUUAUUGUAACAAAUAACGAAGUUAAUUUUUUAAUUCCUGGUCACAAUGUUAUAAACAAUAAAUGAAGAUUGACUGGAAACUUUGUUGUAAAUUCUCAAAUUAAGACUAAUCAUUUUUCAUGCAGGCAGAAUUGUCUUUGUUAUUCACCUAAGCGAAACAAAAUUAACAUUAUUUCUAACUUUAAUUUUUAUACAAAGAAAAAACGCUAAAUUAUAUAUGCAAGUUUCAACACGAAAGUCAAUGAUAAUUUUGUAAGGCUUAAACACACCUAAUUGCCCUGUUCUUACAGUACAAAGUGUAUAUUAUGCAAAGUAAUAUCAAGCUUUAACAGAUUUCUAGUAAUUAUAACUUAUUUGCUCAGAAAACGACUUUUCUAGUAUUUAUAUACAAUUAACAAAUUUUGAUUAAAACUAUUCUUAUA
Molecule: messenger RNA, 3817 nt
Organism: Phymastichus coffea
Lineage: Eukaryota; Metazoa; Arthropoda; Insecta; Hymenoptera; Eulophidae
Product: probable protein phosphatase CG10417
Exons: 7
Coding region: 585-2609 (674 amino acids)
Biological process (GO): protein dephosphorylation
Molecular function (GO): protein serine/threonine phosphatase activity; cation binding
Source: RefSeq, a predicted model, not a curated record